AUGGCUGCAAGUGACAAUACCGUCCCCUCGGCCUUGGGCGGCAAGGCUGAGCGACGCUCGCCGCCUCCAGCAACACAAUCAAAGCGAGACCGAAAAAGACAGGCUCUCAUGGAGCGUCUGUCGAGCAUGACGGACAAGUUUCAGCGCGAACAAGACUUGACGUAUCGCGACCAGCUCCAGAAGAUCCAGUACGAGAUCAGCCUCGUCCAGCGUUUCGACCCAUACGAUCCAAAUGCCUUGGAGGUCGCCGCCGAGCUGCAAAAGGAACAUAGACAGACUCAAGGACCUCCGGUUCAUGCCGAGUCGGCCCGUAGCCUCAUGGACAUGGCUGGAAUCAAGUUUCCCAAUUUUAUCGACGAAAUUGAGGACCUCAUUGAGAUACGCGAUUUUCAAUUGACACAAUCAAAGGUGGGCAAGACCGGCCAAGGAGGGAAUUGCUUCUCCCACAAAUUUAUUUUUCUGCUAUCGAAUACAGCUGACAUGGCCCUUUCCUACUCUCUCCAGAACGAAUAUGAACGAAAAGUACAAGAGUACAAAAACACCCACGCUUACAAGGUCGAGACGGCUCGGCGCGAACACAUGGCUCUGACCGGUACCCUGCGCGACCGACUUAUCAACACCCUCACACACAAGAAGAACCGAUUGAAUAGGGAAAAGGAAGUAUUGGAGAUUAACGAUUCCAAUGCCUUGCUCCUGAACCCCAAUCACUUUUCUCUCACCAACCCCGGCAGCCCCGGCGGCACCCACGGGAAGCGCGCGACACGGCUUCGUAAGGAUGCCGAUGACCUUCAAAUGUUCUCCGACAAGAAGCGAAAGCGAAACCCCGGCGAGGACGACGGAUCGCCAGCACCGAUGCGCCGCGCUUUGGAUCCCAACAGCACAACUCCCCUGUGGCAGUCGGAAAAGGCACGUGCUGCUGCGAAGCAAAACGGCCCCAUGUACAGCAUCGACAAGCUCUUCACCGACAAGGAGCUGUCUCUGCAUUACAAUAGCGCGGCCUUGGCUGCUCAUCAGUAUAUCCUGCGCAACCGUGUCAACGGCAACGCUUCCUCCCCCGACGACAGUGACUCGGCAAACGGAGAUGACAAUGACGCCGACUCUGUUCCUUCUGCGCCCAUGAUGGAACGCCAGGUCUCACACGCCACUCGUAGCACCAGGGGCGGCGCAAACACAAACUUCUUGGACGACAAGAUUCUCGGCGUCGAAGGCAUUGCCAACUUUGAAGUCCCCGCCAACCUGGACCUUAUGCAUGCCCAGGAGCCGCCCAAGAUGCCUCCUCACGUGCCCCAGCAGUAUCUUAAACCGUAUCCCCGUACAGCGGACCAAAACUUCCCGGUGCCACUGUCACAAGACGACAUUGUAUCCGAUCUGUCGGUCAUGGGCUUCCUGAAACAGUAUGACCACUCUCACAAGCCCGGCGCACACCUCGAUGCGCCGACUGGCCUGCGCAAGAUUCUCGAAGCCGUCUCCAUCCCGUACCAGCAGGGCCGCUUCGUCGCCAUUACCAGUGCUGCACGAGAGGACCCCGAAAACUUUCGCGACUCUCUUGGUAUCCCCACGAGCAGCUUGCGAGACCAACCUAGCCCCGGCCACGGCGGUUCCAACCAGUCCGUGGCGGGAUACUCGGCGUCCGCCAUACCGAUGAGCAGACAGAGCAGUCUCGGCGGGGUGGCCAUGAGCCGACAGGGCACGACAGGAAGUGGACGCGGUAGAGGUCGUCGCGGCUAG
Pochonia chlamydosporia 170 is the source of this 1728-nucleotide messenger RNA. RefSeq names its product deacetylase complex subunit Sds3. Gene Ontology annotation, cellular component: Sin3-type complex. The transcript has a single exon. Gene Ontology annotation, molecular function: histone deacetylase binding. NCBI's taxonomy places the organism in Eukaryota, Fungi, Ascomycota, Sordariomycetes, Hypocreales, Clavicipitaceae. Gene Ontology annotation, biological process: intein-mediated protein splicing; negative regulation of transcription by RNA polymerase II. The coding region runs from base 1 to 1728 and encodes 575 amino acids. The record is from RefSeq and is a predicted model, not a curated record.